Molecule: messenger RNA, 5049 nt
Organism: Nicotiana tabacum (common tobacco)
Lineage: Eukaryota; Viridiplantae; Streptophyta; Magnoliopsida; Solanales; Solanaceae
Product: zinc finger CCCH domain-containing protein 19-like
Molecular function (GO): metal ion binding; protein binding; DNA binding
Source: RefSeq, a predicted model, not a curated record
CACUCUGGAGUAUACGAUUACCAUUUUCCUCUUAUGUCGCAUCAGCAUUUUCUGUUUCACGCGCGCUAAAACCUAGGGUUAGGGUUUUAUAAAAGUUCAGUUUCCAUGGCGGAGGACGAUAAAAAGAACGUAAAUAAACCCUUGCUGGAGGAUAACGUUAACGAACAACCCCUAUUUGAUAAGAAAUCAUUGAAAAAAUGCGAUUCCGUUACGGAAUUCAAUGCCGUUAACAAUGCGGUUACAGACGAAAAUGAUGAACAAGCUGUUGUGUUAGGUUCGGUGGUGACGGAGGUGGUUAUGUCGUUUGUGGAAUCGAAGGUGGAGGCGGAAGAAGAAAAUGUUACCGCCGGGGCAGAGUCUGUAGUUUUGAGUAAAACUGAGGGUAAUGAUGGAGCCGUGGCAGAGGAAAAUGUUUCAGUUGAUGAAGCGAAAAUAGAGUUAAAGAAAGACGAGUUGAUGGACGUGAUGAAUCGCGAAGUAGGCAGUUGUGAGCGUAGUUGUACGACUGGAAGUCAAGAAAAUGGUGGAGCAGUGACAGUGGGAGAUGUUUCAAUUGCUGAGGUGGCAAAAGAUGGGACUAUGGAGGCGAAGAAGCGCGAAGAAACAGAAGCUGCUUCUGUUUUAGAUGAUUCACAGGUUCUUCACGAAGCAAUGUGUGCUGAGGCGGAGACCGAAAUUGAUGCUGAUACUGAGUUGAAGCACGAAGUAGACAAUUCUCAGAGCGUUGGCCCUGAUGCUGUGGCAAGAGUUGCAACCAGAAAUGAAGAGAAUGGUGAAGCAGUGAGACAGGGAGUUUUUUCAACUGUUGAAGCUACAAUAGAGGUAGCACAAGAUGGGACAGUGGAUGUAAAGAAGCGAGAAGAAGCACAAUGUAGCUUUGAAGGGACGGAUGUUGACGGGGAGACUUCUAAUAUUGAUAAUGAUGCUGAGAAAUUGAUUUUGAAUAAAGUUGAGGAGAAUGAUGAGAUGGUUGUAGAGACAGAUGUAUCAACAAUUGAAGCUAAAGCUGUGGAAAUGGAUGCAACAAAGCAUGAAGAAGUGGAACCUGUUUCGACGUUAGAUGAUUCACAGGGUGCCCUUGUAGAUGAGGAAGAUGAAGCAAUAGGUGUUGAGGAAGAGACUACUAAUGUGGAUACUGAAGUGGAGACUGAAACUGAUACGGUCGAGUCAGGGAAAUCCUUGGGAGGAAAGAGGAAGAGAAGGGAUUCUAAGAGUCCUGGAAAUUCAAAGGCUGCAGCUAGAGCUUCAAGUAGGAAGAUCACAGAAGAGGACGUUUGCUUCGUUUGCUUUGACGGCGGGGAUUUGGUGCUAUGUGACCAUAGGGGCUGUCCUAAAGCAUAUCAUCCCUGUUGCGUUAAUAGGGACGAAGCGUUUUUCCUUGCCAAAGGUCGAUGGAAUUGUGGUUGGCAUCAAUGUAGCAAUUGUGAGAAAAAGGCUUACUACAUGUGCUAUACAUGUCCAUUUUCGUUAUGCAAGCGGUGUAUAAAAAAUGCUGUUAUCCUGUGUGUUAGGGGAAACAAAGGCUUUUGUAAGACCUGCAUGAGAACUGUCAAGCUAAUAGAAAGCAAUGGGCUGGGAGACAAGGAUGCACCAGUAGAUUUUGAUGACAAGAGUUGCUGGGAGUAUCUGUUCAAGGAUUACUUUGUUGAUUUAAAAAUGAGGCUAUCUUUAUCUUCAGAAGAAAUUGCCAAUGCGAAAAGUCCUUGGAAGGGGUCUGAUGAAUCUGCUAAUAAACAUGAGUUGGCUGAUCCUCAGUAUGACAACAAUGAUGAUGGAGCUUCAGGUUCAGAUGAUUCAUUUGAAACCUUGGAAGCCAGUAAAGCUAAAAGAAGAAGCUUAAAAAGACGAGCACAGUCACUCAGAAACGAAGAGGAUUCAACCAGUGCAGCUGCUGUUAGUGGAAGUGAAGGCUUCUCUACAGCUGGCACCACUGAAUGGGCAUCAAAAGAGCUGCUUGAAUUUGUUAAGCACAUGAAAAAUGGUGACGCUUCUGUUAUUUCUCAAUUUGAUGUGCAAGCUCUGUUGCUUGAUUACAUCAAAACAAAAAAACUUCGUGAUCCUCGUCGGAAAAGCCAAAUUAUAUGUGAUUCAAGACUUGAAAGACUAUUUGGAAAACCACGGAUUGGGCAUUUUGAGAUGUUAAAACUGCUCGAGUCUCAUUUUCUUAUGAAAGAGGAUUCUCAGAUAGAUGAUGUUCAAGGCAGUAUAGUUGAUACGGAAGUCGAUCACUUUGAAACUGAUGGAAAUGCUGACACUCUUACUAGUGGAGUCAAAGAUGGGAAACGUAAACAUAAGAAAGGCGAAAGAAGGGGACCUCAAUCAAAUCUUGAAGACUGUGCAGCUAUUAAUGUGCACAACAUUAGCUUAAUUUACUUACGUCGGAAGUUGAUAGAGGACCUACUUGAAGAGAUUGACAAUUUUCAUGAAAAGGUUUUUGGGACGUUUGUAAGAAUACGAAUUUCUUGUAGUGCACAGAAGCAAGACCUCUAUAGGCUGGUGCAAGUCGUUGGUACAAGCAAAGCUGCUGAACCCUACAAACUUGGCAAGAGGACAACUGAUAUUGUGUUGGAUAUCCUAAAUCUGAACAAGACAGAGGCUGUAUCAAUUGAUACUGUCUCAAAUCAAGAUUUUACUGAGGAAGAAUGCAAGCGUUUACGCCAAAGUAUAAGGUGUGGACUGAUCAAUAGACUAACGGUGCGUGAUGUUCUUGACAAAGCCGUGGAAAUACAGGCUUCUAGAGUUGAUGAUUGGCUGGAAUCGGAGAUCCUGCGGCUUAGUCAUCUUCGUGAUCGAGCUAGCGAGAAAGGGCGUAAAAAGGAGCUUAGAGAAUGUGUGGAGAAACUGCAGCUUUUAAAGACUCCCGAUGAACGUCGUCGUAGACUUGAUGAAGUUCCAGAAAUACAUGCAGAUCCGAAAAUGGAUCCGAGCUAUGAGUCUGAGGAUGAUGAUGGGGAAAAUGAGAGUAGACAAGAUGUUUAUAAAAGGUCACGAGAUUCCAGUUUCAGCAGGAGAGGAAACGGGCCAGUUUCCCCUGGAAGCAAAUUUUCUCCAAAAGAUUGUUGGGGGAGUGCAGGGAAACUUCAGUCUAAAAAUUGGGAAUUAGACAGAAGUUUGUCCAGUAAAAACAUUUUUAGCAAAAGCCAAGAUGCUGCACAUAUUGGUGAGAUUGUAAACGAGAAUGCAUGGAGUCAAGGGAAAGACUGGGAGACAGAAUCUCAGAAUCCGGAGAAGCUCGUUUCUGCUACCAAUUCUGAAACAAUUGGAUGGAAUAGCGAUGUUGUGUCGAGAUCUUCCGGUAUUGCAUCUGUACCUUCUCCAGCUACACUCCCAGUUAAGGCUGCAGAAACUGCUGUCAAGAUCAAUGAAACAGAAAAGAUGUGGCAUUACAAGGAUCCUUCUGGAAAAGCACAGGGGCCAUUUUCUAUGGUUCAGUUGCGUAAAUGGAGCAAUAAAGGAUAUUUCCCUGCUGAUCUGAAAAUAUGGAGAAUUACAGAAAAGGAAGACGAAUCUAUUCUUUUGACUAAUGCAUUAGAAGGAAAGUUUGAAAAAGCUUCGCCAACAGUUGACAGUAUACAUUCAAGAGCUGUCGUGCAAAAUCGAGAUGGAGAGAGACCUCAUUUGUAUCACAGCCUUGGUUCUGAGAAUUCUCCUGGUCUUUCUGUUUCCACUAGAGGUGGAAUUUCUUCUUCUAUUGAAGUAAGGGAAUCAGAAACUAAUGUGAGUUCUGAUACUGGUUUUGGUCCUGUGCCCAACUCUGGAGAGGGUAUCCCAGCAGGCCCAACAAAUCUAAUGCAACAUAGUCAGUCUAUUGCUAGUAAUGAACAACAUGCAGCAGUUAUGAAUAGCCAACCUGGCUCACAAAAUACUACUGUACAGUCCAUUCAGUCUCUUAAUAUUCAGAACCCUAAUGUGGGUGCUCAUACUUUUGCUGCUGCUUCAUUGUAUGGAGAAACAAAGGGUUCUGUUGCUGCACCUGGGCAUCCCCAGGGAUAUGGUAAUUGGGUUACAUCUUCUGUUCAAAAUUCUGCUGUAAGUUUCUCAAGCGCAGGUGCCUCAGUUGUGCCUCAACCUCAUUAUUGGGGAGCUCAAACUCAAGGUGGUCAACCCAAUGAGCAACCUCCAUCUGUGCCUACUGCACCCUGGGGGGUGGCGCAGCCAGAGAGUAUCAGUUCUGCAUCAACAUUCAGACCUGAAAAUCCAAAUCCUGGCUGGGGCAUGAUGCCAGGAAAUGCAAACAUGACCUGGAUUGGACAGGUACCGGCAGCCAUGAAUAUGAACUGGGGAGCCUCUGUUCAAGCAGUGCCUGCGGGAAAUGCAAAUCCUGGUAUGGUUGUGCCUAUCAUGCCAGUUCUUGGGAAUUUGAACCAAGGAUGGGUUGCACCAUUGGGUAAUCCUAUGGUCCAAGGAUUGUCACUUGGUAAUGCAAAUCAAGGUUGGGUUGCUCCAACAGUGAAUAUGGGAUCAACUGUUCCUGGGCCUACGCCUAGUAAUGGGUGGGUUACUGGAAUGGGAAAUCCUGGAACUCUUGUCCAAGGACCAUCACAGCCACCAGGAGAUGCAAAUGCAAAUCAAGGUUGGCGUCCAUCUACUGGAAGUCAGGGCGCGAGAAAUAAUGAACACCGACGUCAUGGGAGUAACUUCUCAGGUCAGAAGGACGAGGGUUCUCGUGGUGGUAACUCAGGUUACAAUGUUGGACGUUGGAAUAGGCAGUCGUCUUUUGGCAGUAGAGGGCAUGGCAGUUCCUCUGGAGGAUUCUUCAAAAGGAAUAAGCCCUGUCCAUAUAAUACGAACGGUCAAUGUGUAAAGGGUUCUCAGUGUAAUUAUCUUCAUAGCUAAUCAGAGUUGUAGGAGAUGCAUGAUUUUGUACAGCAAUAUCAAUCGCAGUUUUUCCUUGUUUUAGGUUUAGCGUCCUUGGAUUGUAAAACGUUUGCAGGUUUUGUACCUCAGCUCUUACCUGAGCUCGUGCAAUUUUCCCUGCAGCAAGAUCUCAAUCUACCUAUGUUAAUUUUUUUCUGAAGGAAGCCACAAGCGGGCGUUAUGGUAAAUCAA